Molecule: messenger RNA, 1167 nt
Organism: Zymoseptoria tritici IPO323
Lineage: Eukaryota; Fungi; Ascomycota; Dothideomycetes; Mycosphaerellales; Mycosphaerellaceae
Exons: 4
Coding region: 1-1167 (388 amino acids)
Source: RefSeq, a predicted model, not a curated record
AUGCCAGCCCGAGCACCACAACAUCUAGACCUUACAUCCACAUCUCGUGUGAACGAGAUCUCUCAUCAAUCAGCAUCGAACCAGAACAGUUCUGAGAACAAUAGUUCCAGCACACUUCUUCCAGACAACCAGUCCACCGCUAGAGAUCCUGACCUUCCUCCUCACCAAGAGCAGGGUAAUGUCAAUAAUCAACAAAAUCCUCCAGACGGCACGAGUGAUGCAGUGGCAGGCGAGGAUCCGAACAGUGUCGGGUCAGAUCAUGCCAAUGCCAUAGCGUCGGUCAGAGGUGCCGAUGGAGCAGAAGCCAUGGAUGGUGUGGAAUUUGCACCAAACCCAUCGUUCAGGGGAGCAUUGACUGCGGACGGGGAGUCUUAUCUAGCCGAGAUCAGAGCUCCAGUAGUCGGUACAGAUAUGCCAUGGCGACGGCUCUCUCCAUACCAUCACGAGAGAGAGUCCGUUUGGAGACAUAUUCAUCACUGCCUCCUCACUUUGAGUAACAACCCGGAGAAUCAACAAAUACUUCUGUUACUUGGACUUUGGAAUGACAUGCUUAUGCGCGAGGUUGGUCGGACAGCGGAUCGAGCACUAGAUACAACGUUAUGGCCUUUGAAGGUAUCAGAGGCCAGACGAUGUUUGAACAGUGGCGACAGCCCCGAAACAGUAAGGAGCGUGCUUUCGGGAAUUGCGAACGAGCUCAGAAGCGAGGCGCGGCGCAAGGAAUUCCCCGCCGGCUCGCUCGAUUGGGGAUUGGGAGUUCAUGCCUGGGAGCAGCAUGAAUCCGCCAACUUACCUGGCUUCAGGUCUGUCAACGGCUCUGGCGUACACAGCUACCUGUCUGCUCACAAUAAAGUAUGGUUUGUGGAUAGGAACCAGCGUCAGGGAGAACAUGGCCAAAUUGUUGGCUGGAAGAAGCAAGGUCAUGGUCAUCAAUUUAUCCUGAAAUUCGGCCGUGGAGAGUACGAUCAUUACCUUCUCAUUAAGGCCAGCUACUUUGGGAAGGGGGCUUUCAACGAGUUCGAGCGAAUGAAUCGUGAGCCCUCUGUGAGUGACUUGGAUCGUGUUGUCAAUGAUGGAACAAAUGGCAUCUCAACAAAGGUUGAUCGAACAGCUUAUGCGGACGAUAUCAAAGAAUUCAAGCCGCCAACCCGGAAGAAGAAGCAGAAAUAG